CUGGUCGGGCUAAUCCCGGGGCUGCUGAGUGAGCGAGCAAGGGAUUCAGCUGCAGACAGGCAGGGUCUCCUGACCGUCGGUGCUUGCGACCCUCGUCUGCCAGUCGGUUUGUCUCAGGCCAUGGCGAAGCUGAUGGUGCUCACACUCGUGGGGCUAGGACUGGCUCUCUUCAGGGACCACCGGUCUUCUUACCAAGCACGAUUCAAUGCUUUCAAAGAAGUAACACCAGUGGAACUUCCUAACUGUAAUUUAGUUAAAGGAAUCGAAACUGGCUCUGAGGACCUGGAGAUCCUGCCUAAUGGACUGGCUUUCAUUAGUUCUGGAUUGAAAUAUCCCGGAAUAAAAAGCUUUGAACCUGAUAAGCCUGGAAAAAUACUUCUGAUGGACCUGAAUGAAGAAGAUCCAGCAGUGCUGGAACUGGGGAUCACUGGCAGUAAAUUCGAUUUAUCAUCAUUUAACCCUCAUGGGAUUAGCACAUUCACCGAUGAAGAUAAUGCUGUGUACCUACUGGUGGUGAACCAUCCAGAUUUCAAGUCCACAGUGGAGCUGUUUAAAUUUCAAGAAGAAGAAAAAUCACUUUUGCAUCUGAAAACCAUCAGACACAAACUUCUGCCUAGUGUGAAUGAUAUUGUCGCCGUGGGACCUGAACACUUUUAUGCCACAAAUGAUCACUAUUUUGUUGAUCCCUAUUUACGAUCCUGGGAGCUAUAUUUGGGCUUAGCGUGGUCAUAUGUUGUUUACUAUAGUCCAAAUGAGGUUCAAGUGGUGGCAGAAGGAUUUGAUUUUGCUAAUGGAAUCAACAUUUCACCUGAUGGCAAGUAUGUCUAUAUAGCUGAGUUGCUGGCUCAUAAGAUUCAUGUGCAUGAAAAGCACGCUAAUUGGACUUUAACUCCAUUGAAGUCCCUCAACUUCAACACACUCGUGGAUAACAUAUCUGUGGAUCCUGUGACAGGGGACCUUUGGGUUGGAUGCCAUCCCAAUGGCAUGAGAAUCUUCUUUUAUGACUCGGCGAAUCCUCCUGCUUCAGAGGUGCUUCAAAUCCAGAAUAUUUUAACAGACGAACCCAAAGUAACACUGGUCUAUGCAGAAAAUGGCACCGUGCUGCAAGGCAGUACGGUUGCCUCUGUGUACAAAGGCAAGCUGCUCAUUGGCACUGUGUUCCACAAAGCUCUCUACUGCAAGCUCUGACAGGCUGGCUUGUAUCCCUGCAUGGAAUCGAUGAACCCAUCAUUUCCAACAUUUGCCACAUUCCCAGGGGUAGCAAUGAUCUCAGCUGAACAAUGAACCUUUACCCUAAAUUUGGACAUCACAAGGCAUGAAAGUGAUAUCAUGUGUAAGGCUUUUGUGAGGAUAUGACAUCAAAUGUCUUGGAAUACUUGAAAACCUUGUCUACCAAUAAAAGUCCUUUUCAUUAAGACGG
Tupaia belangeri chinensis (Chinese tree shrew) is the source of this 1420-nucleotide messenger RNA. It is a transcript of the gene PON1, whose product is annotated as paraoxonase 1. Bases 121 to 1188 code for a protein of 355 amino acids. Gene Ontology annotation, biological process: response to toxic substance. The transcript is spliced from 9 exons. The record is from RefSeq and is a predicted model, not a curated record. Gene Ontology annotation, cellular component: extracellular region. Lineage: Eukaryota; Metazoa; Chordata; Mammalia; Scandentia; Tupaiidae. Gene Ontology annotation, molecular function: aryldialkylphosphatase activity; arylesterase activity.